Messenger RNA from Penicillium antarcticum, 1059 nucleotides. RefSeq lists its product as uncharacterized. The record is from RefSeq and is a predicted model, not a curated record. Bases 1 to 1059 code for a protein of 352 amino acids. NCBI's taxonomy places the organism in Eukaryota, Fungi, Ascomycota, Eurotiomycetes, Eurotiales, Aspergillaceae. The transcript has 4 exons.
AUGAUUGUUUUAUCACGAGAGGCUCUAUAUGAUGUCGGUCCCCGGCUUCUCAGAGAAGUUUGGGCGCUCAGUGGGGUCGCUAUUUUCAUAAUCGCCUUGAGAGUAGCUGCGAAAAUACGAAUUGGGAAAUUCGGCUUGGAUGAUGUCUUGAUGGUUUCGGCGUUGUGUCUAGCUAUAGUUGGAUCAGUCAUGAUCACCAUGGGCAUCCAGUGGGGAUUCGGCCGCCACGUGUGGAAUAUCAAUCCCAAUGAUACUGCGACGGUCAUUAUGUAUGACUAUCUGGCACAGACAUUUGGCAUUGCUGGUGGUACAUUAGGUCGAAUUGCUUUCACCGUGUUCAUAGUUGGGCUUCUCGGAACGAAAAAGACCUACCGAGUUAUUCUGUGGGUGUUGGUUGGGCUACAGAUUGUGACCAACGUAAUGUUCAUCAUCAUACUCUUUGCCCAGUGCCCAGGACAUGCUUCGGCUAUCUGGUCACAGGACGGCAAUGGAAAGUGCUGGGAUGUCCGAGUUCAAGCUUACUACGGAUACUACCAAGGUGCUUUUAAUUCGGCUACCGAUCUAUACCUUGCCGUUUUCUCAACCUACGUCUUCUGGAAUUUAAAUUUAAAAUUACAGGUCAAGUUAGGUCUAGUUACCUUACUUGGACUGGGGCUUUUUGCUAUGGUAGCAUCCAUAAUCAAAACCGUGCAAACCCAAAUUCUUGCCCACGCAGACGACGACCCAACAACGGCAACCAUCAAUUUAGAUCGCUGGUUAUAUAUUGAAACAUACCUGGUCAUUAUUACAGCAUCUAUUCCCUGCAUUCGAUCUUUUUUGAGACCUUUUGGGCGGCAAACAACUGGUACUGGACGCAGUACAUAUGAGUUAGGGUCUCCACACGCACUAAGCUCUGGUCCUAGAUCCAGGAGGUUGACACCUACCGCUCCUACGAAAGGCAUGAUGCGUAUUUCAGAUGGGAAUGCUAGCGAGGAUGAUAUUCUGGAAUGGGAUGCAACGGACAGCGACCGCGUCGAUGAACCUCCGGCUUCCAAGAAGUCAGUACAUGUCUAUGUGUAA